Molecule: messenger RNA, 5028 nt
Organism: Brassica oleracea var. oleracea
Lineage: Eukaryota; Viridiplantae; Streptophyta; Magnoliopsida; Brassicales; Brassicaceae
Product: dynein light chain 1, cytoplasmic-like
Exons: 3
Coding region: 4744-5028 (94 amino acids)
Biological process (GO): microtubule-based process
Cellular component (GO): dynein complex
Molecular function (GO): dynein light intermediate chain binding; dynein intermediate chain binding
Source: RefSeq, a predicted model, not a curated record
CGUUUUGGGUUUGAUUUUUAGGUUUUAGGUUUUGGAUGACUGAUUCGGGUAAAACUAUAAUCCUAUCAGAAAGUCCACCUAAAAACCAAGCGAGCCCUCGAAGAAUCAAGAAAAAAAAAUCAAUUGAAAAUUCAUUCAAAGAUCGCCUACUUCUUGGCGGGGGAGGAAGUAUGCAACCAACGACUAAAAUGACACCCAUCGAAAAAAUUCCAACCAUCGCAAAAAUUACCGGAACAAAAGAGGUCAAAAUUUCUCGGAAAUUUCAAUGAAAUAAAUACCUAUCCAGAAAACACCAAAUACAAACACAUCUAUCCGAAAAAGCAUCAAGGAUUAGGCCCAAAAGCUAUUGUCUUACCUGAGCAAGCCCAAUAACCACCCUAAAUCUACAUAGUUUGGGGCUUAUCGGACUUAUCGAAACACUAUAUCCAAAACCCUGAAAAACAACUCAAUUUUUUUCCCAAAGGCCUAAAAACAGCCGUCUCUCGGUAUUUUACCAGAUAUGCAAAAAAUAAAGAAGUAUUCAUGAAGUACUACAGCAACUACCCGGAGUUCCAAAUAACAGAAAUAAGAGAAUCAGGAGUUAGAUGUCCAUCAUCGAAGAUAAUUAUUAUAGGAGUAAGCAAUGGGCAGUAUCCAACAAAGGACGACCCAACAAACAUUGAAUAUAGUAACGAAGACAGGAUUCAAGUAGAUGCCGAGUUAACAAUCGGAAUGCUCAGAAAAAUCCUUUAUCUAAGCAACAACCAUCGUCUUAAUUACAAAAGUGAUUCAAUGUUACUACUCACUAGAGCAACUGAAAAAACAACGAUUAAAGAACAAACAAGCCCAUUCGUUUUCAGAAUAUGGGAAAAUACUUUCAUCAAAUGUUCAAAAUAUCAUGUUUGAGCUACUUAGAAAAUCACAGUUCGAAGUUAAACUUGGAGAACCACACACAUGCGCAAUCUGCGGAACCAAAGAUGAAAGACCGGAGGAUGAAGUAAUUGAAGAAGAAGACAUGACUGGGGAACCAAUAAUUGAAGACACAAUCAACAAAAUGUAGACGUCCGACAAUAAUCACGUGGAAAAAUGUAAACCUAAUACAGCUACAUACAUAAAUAAAGUGGAAAAAAUAAGAUUCCACACGAAAUCUUUGUAAGAGUGGAGAAUAAUGAGCUACACGUCUAUCUUUAUUCUGUAAAAUAGUCAUGUCCUUAUCUAAUAUGUAGUAUAAAUAGGUGUGUGAACCUCGCUUGUAAAGAGUGAAGUGAAAAAAAAAAUCGAACAAGUUUCGUUUUAAAGAGUUGAGAAAACUUUUCUCUGAAAAGCUUUAACUGUUGAAGGCCUAAACCUUCUGAAUAGCAGUUUUUCACUUUAAAAACUCAUAAAAAAAUUAAAAACACCCGAGAAUCAAAGAAGUUCAAUCAAAUUCAGGCGACCAUUACAACCAACAAAAAUCCAACUCUAGCUCAUUCCAGGUAUGUCUGAUAACGAAGAAACUCAGAACAUAGUACAAAAUCACUUAUUAGAUUAUAUUAGUAGCAUCAAUACAAAUAAUUUCUUUGAAAAAGAUAUAUUAAUCCAAGGAUCAAAAAUCCAAAACCUUGAAAAGGAAGAAAAAAUUACAUUAAAAAUGAUCAAGGUGUACAUAGAAAUAGAUUGUCAAAAAUAUUUAUAAGAAAAAAUAUAUUAUACAUCAGAAAAUUCAUACGAGAAUUUCCCUUACCAAUUGAAUCGACUUGCGGUGAAUUCACAUUACCAGUAAUUUUGUCUGAAGCCAUAAACGAAAAGAUAAGUAAAAUAAAAUUGAGUCAUCAAGAAAACAUAUCUCAUAUACACAUUGAAACAAUUCAAAUAAUAGUAAGGUCAACAUUUAAAAGGAAUAUUGAUUCCCCAAUUAGAUUAGUAGUAACUAACAAUAGAAUUCAGGACGAAAACGAUAAAAUAAUCAGAAUAGUAUAUAGCAAUUUAAAACACUCAGUUGUUAAAUUUAACGUAGUUUGUCCCAUUAACAACAAAAAAACCUUAACAAUUCAAUCGGAAUUAUCUACGAUUUCCAAAGACAUGAUCUUAUGGAAGACGAAGAUCAUCCGCUAUCAAUUAUGUAUGCUGUUGGAUACGCCUUAUCCUCAUCUGCACAUAGUAUCGAAUUUGCAAACAAGAAUGAUAGAUAUCUUGAAAACUUGUUUAAAGAAAUAUACCAAAGAAAAAUAUAAGCGAUCAAAUGAAUAGUACAUAUACUCCACAAUUAAAUUUUUUGAGCCUAGCUGUAAUGGAUUAAGAAUAGCUAGAAACAGAACCUACAACGAAAGAAGAAAAUCAAUUAGUAGUUUAUAUGAUUUACAACAAAUUAAUCAUAAACUAAAUAAAUUAGAUCGAUCUAUAACAACAUUAGAUAAUAAACUAUGAAAAAAAUCAGAGUCAGAAUUGUAAAAAAAAAUUGAUGAAAAAUUGUAAGAAAAAAUUGGCAUCAGAGUCAUCAAACCCCAAUAAAGAUAGUAAUAAAAUUAAAAAACUAAUGAACAGAAAGGAGAGCAUAUAAAAUUAUUAUGUGCAGUUAUAAAUAAGAAUAAAUGACGAGCAUUAGAAUACUCAUAGGAGGAAGAAAAGCUAAUAAAAAAAUUGAAGAAAUCAAAAUAAUAGAAAAACUGAUAAAUUUAUAAAAAUGGAUGAAUUUAUAGAUCAAACUAUUGAAUAUCACCCCGAGUUAUACUCUAUACCAGAAAUACUCUAUAAGGAAAAAAUUAUACCAUUAGAAAGAAAUCUGAUGGAAAACACUGAAUAUACGAUGGGAGCAAAUGUAAGAGAAGAUCAUAAAAUUUGUCAUUCGUUGAGAAUAAUAUGUGGAAUACUAAACAACCAAACCGAAAUAAUUAGUAACAUAUCAAUAAACCAAAUUAAAUAAACAAAAUAGUGCAAGAAAAACUAGAUAAAAUUAUAGAGUGAACUAAACCUGUUGAAGAAAUACAUAAAAAUAUUUCUGAAAUAAAAAAUAAUAUAGAAAUACUAUAUGAACUUGACAAAUUACAAGAAUUGGAUGACGUAUUAAUAACAGUAAAAAAACCUAACAGAAACCAUUAAUAAAUCAACUGAAAAAUUAUGACGGAAACAGUUGGAGAUCAAAUAAAAAUAAUACUAGAAAAAAUACAAAAAGAAAAUCAAGAUAACGAUUUAGAACGACUAAAACAACAGAGAAGAGCUUGAAGAAAAGAUAAAAAAAUUACAAACAGUUAAAUAAUAAGCAAUUAGAAGAAAUAAAAAGAUUAAACGAGAAAAUAUAAUAAUUAGAAAAUAACAAGUGUAUAACGAUAGAAGACUUAGAAAAUCAUUUUUGAAAAAGUAUAAAAGGGUUUAACGAUGGGCAACUGACAAAUAUAAUUAGAGUAAGAAGAUUAAAAAAAAAAACAAUGGCAAGAAAAUCAUUGGAUUUCAUGGGUUUGCUAAGAAGAAUCUCAACUCUCUUGGAGCAUAUUUCAUUAGGAUGCCAUCAACCAAAUCAGCAAUGCAAGGUGGUCAAACUACAGGUGUAAGUUAUGACGAUGGCGGCGACUAUGAUGGUGUAAGAAAAGUUUAUGUUACAACGGAGGGCACUGCGACUAGGCAUAUUAAGUUCGAUUACGACAAAGCUGGCAAUGAGCAAAAUCGUGAGCGAGGGUGAAGAUCGGAACACAACAUGAGGUUUAACAUUUGUUUUUUUUUUGCUAAAAAGUUUACGAUCAAUCAUCCACAUGAAUAUAUCACAUCAGUGGAGCGCUGUUACACAACCAUACAACUGUAUUGUCCUUACGUCAUUGACUUUCAAAACAUCAAAAGGGAGAACCUCUUCAACGAUUGGACCAGUGACUGGUACCAAGUUCGUGCUGAAGAGCUAAGGAAAUGCUACUGUUGGGUUCCAUGGACGGGUGGGUUCAUGUGUUGAUAGCAUUGGUGCAUAUUUCUCUCAGUUGCUUCCUUCUCAAGAAACAGGUACUCAUGCUUUAAUAGAGUUGAUGGAAAUGAUCUGGCCUAUACACGUAAGAUUAGUCAAAAUGAGUCAUUACAACUCUUUAAAGAAUACUUGAAAAAUAACUGGAAGUGAGCAGCUUUGUUGCCUGUCAUAAGCUUCGUCAUUAUCAACUUUUUGACAAAUUAAAAAAAAUAAAAAAUUCCUGACUUCACCGUUAAAGAACACAAACGAGUAUUUUGCGUACGUACCAUUGUUUUUUUCUUAUAUCAUCCAAGAACCCGCGAGGAAGCAUUGUUGAACCCAGCGAAGAGAAAGCGACAAAGACAAGAGGAGACAUAUUUUAUCUUCGUAUGGGUUUUUCUUGUAAAGAUUAGAUUUUGUUUUUGAAGGGAUCCUUUUCAAUUUGUAUCUUUUAGUGUCUAUAAAGAUCCAGACGUUUCCUCGUCUAUUUCCUGCAGAUAACCUAAGAAAAUUGUGACAACCCACUUGAGGUCGGUGCCCUGCAGGACUGUGAGCCGGAUUCCGAGUGAGCGGGAUGGGUUGUCACAUAAAAAGUCGUGACUAAUCGUCGGAUAAUUCAACAACAACCCGUCACGCGCAAAGAAAUACUUUGACUUGAUGAGAAUAAAGAGGAAUGGUGGAGUUUAUUAUACAGAAGAAGGAAAAUGAGGUAGGUUUUCUAAACUUCCAAUGUGGGACAAAAUAAAAUAAAAAGAGGAUUUUGGGUUUUAAUUAAAAAAACAAAUGAGCUUUCCCACAUUGGAUCACGGUCGUUACAAAAAUAUUAUUAUUUGAAAGAGAAAAAGAGAGAGAUUGAGAAGAUGUUGGAAGGAAAAGCAAUGGUGGAAGGUUCAGAUAUGCCAGUUAAGAUGCAAGUUCAAGCAAUGGCUUUUGCCUCUCAAACUCUUGAUCUAUUUGAUGUCAUUUACUGUAAAUACAUAGCUGGCCACAUCAAGAACGAGUUUGAUGAGAGCUAUGGGAGUGGAUGGCAAUGUGUGGUGGGAUCAAAUUUUGGGUGUUUCUUCACACAUUCUAAAGGGACAUUCAUCUAUUUUCAAUGGGAGACACUUAAGUUCCUAAUCUUCAAAGGCGCUUCUACUCCUUAA